Messenger RNA from Rhagoletis zephyria (snowberry fruit fly), 653 nucleotides. RefSeq names its product mediator of RNA polymerase II transcription subunit 14-like. Lineage: Eukaryota; Metazoa; Arthropoda; Insecta; Diptera; Tephritidae. Gene Ontology annotation, molecular function: transcription coregulator activity. Gene Ontology annotation, biological process: regulation of transcription by RNA polymerase II. The record is from RefSeq and is a predicted model, not a curated record. Gene Ontology annotation, cellular component: mediator complex; core mediator complex.
AUGGCACACUUCAUGGAAGGACAACAGCGCGAAUCGGAUCCAUGUCGCACAAUUGCAUACAAUAGAAGUAUUAGUAAGCGUUAUGUCUCUGUUUUUUACGAAUGUUUAUCAGAUGGCAAGGCAUUGGUGCAUCAACUUCAAGUUAAUUAUAUUCACCAGCUCAUACAGGCACGCGUAGUAGAAAAUCCAAAUGCACUAAGCGAGGUAUAUUACUGUUUGCACUACUUUUGUCAGUCUCUGCAGCUAAAAGUACCUUACACACAAACGCGACGUCUCAGCUAUGAACGUUUGGAUGACAAUAUUGCCAUUGAAGAAUAUGUACCAGGUGUGAAAAUAAUUGCGCACACCGGCAUGCUAAAGUGCCACGUGCCAAAGCAUCUGGACUGCCCCAUUAUGCCCGAAAUGUAAACUUUCUUCAACGCCGAUAAAAAUUAAUUCCAGAAAAUUAUGUCCGAACUAAGGUAACUAUGCUUUCCAGCCUUUAUCAGCGGCUACAACCGAGAUAUAACCCUUCCUAACGUUGCCGGAUAAUCUGUUUAUGCAACUCGGACGACAUAAAAUUUACGUUAAAUUGCAUCGACAUCUCAAUGUUACCAAUGUACCCCUAUUCUGCAACACUUUCGUAUUCGGAUUUUUCGGAUCAGCCUUGAAAU